GACGUACCAAGAAUAAUACAAGUAAGAGCUUAAAAGCACUACGUUGACAUUCUUGGUACGGCCGGAUGCAAACCUUGCAUUAGAUAAGUUCUAGACCUAAGAAUUCAUUUUGUAUUUUUGAUUCAUUAUUAAACUAGAAGCAUCCACCUCUGCUCGUGUUUUAAGUACUCUUUAGUUUUAUUUUUUAAAAACUCUCCGAACGCUCCCGAAAACUUGACUGGCGCAGCCGGUAGGAUUGUCAAUUAUUGCUGCUAUAGUCUUGCGUUAAAUUCAUCGUGUUCAAAAUCACCAUCAUUGAACUUUUCGUGAGACGCAGUAGACAAUCCUCGAACCAAAGAAAUUUGUCUGGUGAUGCGGAAUGCUGUUGGAGGUGAACAUGGGAACCACAAGUUGGUGGUGCCUAGUCGCGUUGACAGCCGCCCUGAUGAUCCCAUCGCAGGCACUUCAUCUUCAAAAGAUUGAAAACAAUCCCGGGUUAUUACCUGUGAAAUUAGGUACAGCCGUUAAACAAGAUGACAAGUGGGUAAUAAUAAAGGUAUUGGACUUAAGUGGCAUAAGGGACGAUAUUAACUUUAACAUCCAUAAAUAUAGAGAAUUUGAUAAAUUAAUUGAUAUACACAAACCGUAUGUGAAUGAAUUCAAAGGCAUGAAAACUCAAUUAGAUCACAUAAUACAAAAUGUAUGUAAUAAAUUCAAUCAAUUGGUACCGUCACACAGAUUCAAAAGAGGGUUGAUAGAUCCCUUAGGAUCACUAAUAAAAAUUAUUACAGGUAAUUUAGACCACAACGAUGCGUUAAAAUAUGAUAAACUCCUUUCAGAAUUACAGGGUAAACAAGUAGAUGCCAAUAAGAAACUAACGAUCAUAUCUAAAAUGUUGCAUAAUCUGGUCAACAGCUCUGAAACAUUACAAGAAAACACUCUUAUUUUGGAAGAGCGUUUAAAAAGAAUAGAAAGAAUAGUUAAAAAUAUAGCUACAAAGGAAAACAACUCAGUCUACGCCACAUAUGUAUUAGGCAUGUACAACUUAUUUAUAAGUAAUUUCCGUUCCAUGUACUUAACAAUAAGCGAAGUAGAGACAGCUCUAGCCUUCAGCAAGGUUACUAUUUUGCACCAAUCAAUUGUGAACUCAACCGAACUGUUAACAUUGUUGCAAUCUAUAUCUAAAACUGAUAACUUAGUAUAUCCUGUUAAUGAAAAUAAUUUAAUUAAAAUUGAAAGAACAAUAGAAGUUAAGGCUUAUGUAAAAGGAAAUCAGGUGACCUUUUUGAUGGAAGUACCGUUAAUCGAUAAUAAUACCUACACUUAUUAUAGAUUGUACCCCUUGCCAAUAUUUAAUCAAUCAAUUAACAGAACUACCCUAAUCGUUCCUAAAUACCCGUUCCUUUUGGUGAAAGGCUCUACUUACUUACCACUUGCCAGCAGCUGCAAAGAGAUUGCCGCCAACGAAUUUAUAUGUACCACGGAAAACAUCGUGCCUUAUCCUGAAGAUACCUGCGCCGAACAACUGAUGAAGUUUCAGUCCGACCUCUCCCUUUGCACACCUCAUGCUGUAACUAUGGAGAGUACAAAGUUGCAACGAGUUAGCGAUCAUAAUUGGAUUCUCUAUAUUGGGAAAAAUACAAUCUUCACAAGAAAAUGCCUUGAAGAUAUAUCUAAACAAUUUCUUCACGGAACUUACCUUCUGAACAUCGACGACAACUGUGACAUUUAUAUAGAGAAUGUCAAACUGAGCAGACGUCGCUACUAUUCUGAGGACAUUAAGUUUGAUAUAACACCAGUAAUAAACUUACCUGAAGUACAGCCGGCGAACAUCAGUCUAUCAACCGCGAUUUCCCUGAAAGGUAUUAAUCUUGACGACCUGAAACAAUUAUCCUCCGAAUUGACGAAAGAAACACUCGUGAGUGAAAGUGAAAAUCGUGUUAUAGAGAUAAGAAGUGUUAGUAUAGCAACGGUAGUGCUCUAUGUAAUUUUACCUUUAAUUUUAGUAUGUUUCAUUGUAAUUAGAUAUAAAUCGUUUAUUUUAAGGUGUGUGCGAAAUCAUCAAAGUUCAGAAUCACCAGAUGAUUUCGUUCUUAGGGAGGGAGGAGUUAUGCAACGUGACGUACCAAGAAUAAUACAAGUAAGAGCUUAAAAGCACUACGUUGACAUUCUUGGUACGGCCGGAUGCAAACCUUGCAUUAGAUAAGUUCUAGACCUAAGAAUUCAUUUUGUAUUUUUGAUUCAUUAUUAAACUAGAAGCAUCCACCUCUGCUCGUGUUUUAAGUA
This is a messenger RNA of Pectinophora gossypiella (pink bollworm), 2265 nucleotides long. RefSeq lists its product as uncharacterized. The transcript is spliced from 2 exons. Bases 359 to 2131 code for a protein of 590 amino acids. The record is from RefSeq and is a predicted model, not a curated record. NCBI's taxonomy places the organism in Eukaryota, Metazoa, Arthropoda, Insecta, Lepidoptera, Gelechiidae.